Phyllotreta striolata is the source of this 1624-nucleotide messenger RNA. Lineage: Eukaryota; Metazoa; Arthropoda; Insecta; Coleoptera; Chrysomelidae. The record is from the annotation of a GenBank genome assembly.
UUGCAUUCGUCUCCAAGUUUGACGUUCUCGCAUGCGUGCGUCUUUUGUUGGCGCCGCGACGAAACUUUACCACGGACGCCGUAGCUUCGCCAUCCGCCGCUAUUCAUGAACAUGAAUUCGCAUCACAUGCCGUCGAAAGCCCAGCCACGAUGCCUCGCGCGCUCCGCUCGCUCCUGUAGAAACGCGGGAAUAUACCGUUAGUUCCGGCGAAUUUCCGAAAAUGAACGUUUCGAACGAGACGCGCUACUGCGACCUCGACGCGUUUAAGGGCAGCUACGAGGAGGUGCACGGGGUCCUGAGUUUCCUGGUGUGCGUUUUCGGGUCCAUCGCUAACGUUUUGAACAUUUGCGUGCUCACCACGAAGGAGAUGCGAUGGCCUACCAAUUUGAUACUGACCGGAUUGGCCGUUGCCGAUUUACUGGUGAUGCUGGAGUACAUUCCGUUUUCGUUCCACAGGUACAUGAACUUGGAGGACAGGAAAUAUAUUAGCCAUUAUUCAUACAUGUGGGCUGUAUUUAUGAUGUUUCACGCCGUUUUUAGUCAAAUGUUCCAUUUCGUGUCGUGUUGUUUGACUGUGAUUUUGGCCAUAUGGAGGUAUUUAGCUAUAAGGAACCCAACUAACAAUAGAUUUUGGUGCGAUACGAGGAAAACGUUGUACGUGAUACUUUUGACUUAUUUAGUAUGCCCAUUGAUUUGUUUUCCUCUAUACCAAUCUCUCCAGAUUCUUCCAUACAAUCAAUCGUGCGAUGCCAACGAGAGAAUCGUCGACAAUAAAGACGUGUCGAACAGAACUGAUGUUAUAUACAAAUUGAUAUUCGUGAUGACUUAUGUGAAUCAAAAUUACGCGCAAAUGAGCUUCUGGAUUUACGCUGUCGUGAUAAAAUUCCUACCGUGCAUACUGCUGACCUAUCUAUCGAGGAAAUUAAUACUCGUGCUGUGUGAAACGAAGAAGAGAAAAACCGUGCUGUUGAAUUACAGCGUGCCGCUGAGCAAUUUGAACGACGCUAAACCGAUAAUAAAUCUUAGGAAGAAGCAUCGACAGGCAGAUAGAACGUCUGGAAUGCUGAUCGCUGUGCUGUUAUUGUUUCUGAUAACGGAGUUUCCACAGUCUAUUCUCGGUCUGCUUAGCGCCACUAAAGGAGCAACAUUUCAAACUCAAUGCUACGAUCCCUUAGGUGAUAUGAUGGAUAUAUUGGCCCUGACGAAUUCUGGCAUCAAUUUCAUCCUCUACUGUACGAUGUCCAGGCAAUUCCGCACGACUUUCCAAGAAGUUUUUCGCCUGAAACACUUUUUACGAUUUAAACCCCUGUCCCAGUACGCUACUGGGACCGAAAGAAACGGGGAGAAAACUCAAAUAUCGGCGGUCUAGCAGAGAGUACACUUCCAGAAGAAACGAAAUAAUACGUAUGAGCGAAUACAGAGGGAUAUUAAGUGAUCUUCGAUUUAGGGUUAUUCCGGAUUAUUGAGUUUAGAUGAAGCGGUCGGGCCAAUUCGAUUUAAUGUGCCGAUAAUAAUGUAUAAUAUAAAAAAACCAUCAAUUAAGUUAUAAAUUUUUUUAGAAAUAUAAAAUAUAAAAGGUUGCUGAAAUUCUAAGUAUACUAUUUACUGUUCUUUAAUGAUUUUU